Messenger RNA from Limanda limanda (common dab), 3209 nucleotides. RefSeq names its product MAP/microtubule affinity-regulating kinase 3a (gene mark3a). Gene Ontology annotation, biological process: intracellular signal transduction; protein phosphorylation. Gene Ontology annotation, molecular function: ATP binding; protein serine/threonine kinase activity. The record is from RefSeq and is a predicted model, not a curated record. The coding region runs from base 454 to 2742 and encodes 762 amino acids. Gene Ontology annotation, cellular component: cytoplasm; plasma membrane. NCBI's taxonomy places the organism in Eukaryota, Metazoa, Chordata, Actinopteri, Pleuronectiformes, Pleuronectidae. The transcript is spliced from 18 exons.
GGAGCCGCCAUUUUGGUUCCACCUAACUCCGCCAGCUUCACUUCGGUUCCGCCGGAGAUGGAAGAAACCGAACCGAGGGCGAGUAUCUGAGCCGCCGCCUUCGACCGCCGCCCGGGAGGAAGCACGCCGCGCCGGGCCUCGAACCCACGGCUGCUCGUUCAGCUGCUGUGUGAGAGGAAGAGGAAAAGCCCGGAGCCAUUUUCCGCUGGACAGCGCCUGAGCAGUGAGUUGCGUUCAGGGACUCGAACCCACCACCGGACGCUGCCUCGGGUCGGACCCGCUUCAGGCUGGUUUCCGCUCGGCUUGUGAGGCUCCAGCACGUCCGCUGCCCCGGAGGGAAGCGACCCAUGCGGAGGGACUCGAUCCGAGGGGCGACGCGCAGGAACCGGGCUUAGUGGCGAGUGUGUGUCGGCGGAUUGUGUGUGGACGUGAGCACCGGGACCGGAGGAGAAGAUGUCCAACAAGACUCCAUUACCCACAGUGAACGAGAAGGGGACGGAGACGCACACGUCUCACAGUAAUGGGCGCCAGGAGAUCAGCACGCGCUCCAGCCGCACCGGCGUGCGCUCGCGCAGCUCGGAGGAGCCGCAGCAGCCGCACGUCGGGAACUACCGGCUGCUCAAGACCAUCGGCAAGGGCAACUUCGCCAAGGUCAAGCUGGCCCGACACAUCCUCACCGGCCGAGAGGUGGCAAUUAAGAUAAUAGACAAGACGCAGCUGAACCCAAACAGCCUUCAGAAGCUCUUCAGAGAAGUUAGAAUAAUGAAGAUCUUGAAUCAUCCGAAUAUAGUCAAGCUGUUUGAAGUGAUAGAGACGGAGAGGACGCUCUACCUGGUGAUGGAAUACGCCAGCGGAGGAGAAGUGUUCGACUACCUGGUUGCACACGGACGAAUGAAGGAAAAAGAGGCCAGGGCUAAAUUUAGACAGAUCGUAUCGGCGGUGCAGUACUGUCACCAGAAGCACAUUGUUCACAGAGACCUCAAGGCGGAGAACCUGCUGCUCGACGCCGACAUGAACAUCAAGAUCGCCGACUUCGGCUUCAGCAACGAGUUCACCAUGGGCAACAAGCUGGACACGUUCUGCGGCUCGCCCCCCUACGCGGCGCCCGAGCUGUUCCAGGGGAAGAAGUACGACGGGCCGGAGGUGGACGUGUGGAGUCUCGGGGUCAUCCUCUACACGCUGGUCAGCGGCUCGCUGCCCUUCGAUGGACAGAACCUCAAGGAGCUGCGGGAGCGCGUGCUGAGAGGGAAGUACCGGAUCCCCUUCUACAUGUCCACGGACUGCGAGAACCUCCUCAAGCGCUUCCUGGUGCUCAACCCGGCCAAGCGGGGGACUCUCGAGGUGAGGGAGGACGCAGAAAAUCAAAUCAUGAGGGAUCGAUGGAUCAACGCAGGAUUUGAGGAGGACGAGAUGAAGCCGUACACCGAACCCGAGCUGGACAUCACGGAUCAGAAGAGAAUAGAUGUGAUGGUGGGGAUGGGCUACAACCUGGAGGAGAUCCAGGAGUCUCUGGCCAAGAUGAAGUAUGAUGAGAUCACAGCCACCUACCUGCUGCUGGGCAGGAAGGCCUCUGAGAACGAGCCCAGCGAGUCGGCCUCCAGCAGCAACCUCUCUCUGGCCAAACCCAGACCCAACAGCGAGCUGAACGGCCAGUCGCCCUCCCACCUGAAGGUCACGAGGAGCGCCUCCUCCACCCACAAGCAGAGACGCUACAGUGAACAAGUCGGUCAGAACAAUCCUCCGGGGACGGCUCAUCCCAAGAGGAGUCAAACCACCACGGCCGAGAACAGCGUGAAGGAGGAAGGAGGCGUCCAGCUGCGUAAGCCCAGCACGCCGGGGGGCCGCGGCGCCCCCCCCGCCAGCCCGCUGCUCGGCAACGCCAACAACCCCAACAAGGCCGACAUCCCGGACCGCAGGAAAGGCGCCACCACCACCACCGGCCCGAGUACUAACCCUGCGUCGGCUGGGAUGACCCGGAGGAACACGUACGUCUGCAGCGACCGGAACAACACGGACCGUCUGUCCGUCAUCCCCAACGGGAAAGAGAACAGCAGCGUGGCCGUGUCGCCCGGCGGCCAGAGGAACCCGGUGGCGUCGACCCACAGCAUCACCAACGCCACCACGCCCGACCGCCUCCGCUUCCCCCGCGGCACCGCCAGCCGCAGCACCUUCCACGGCGGCCAGCUGAGAGACCGCCGCACGGCCACGUACAACGGGCCGCCGGCCUCGCCCACCCUCUCCCACGACGCCACGCCCCUCUCCCAGACCCGCAGCCGUGGAACCAGCAACCUCUUCUCCAAGCUCACCUCCAAACUCACCCGCAGAAACAUGUCAUUCAGGUUUACCAAAAGAGUCUCAACCGAGUUUGAGAGAAACGGGAGACUUGAGGGCUCAAGUCGCCAUGUACCUGGGGAUCAAAAAGGGGAAAAUAAAGACAGUAAACCUCGCUCCCUCCGAUUCACUUGGAGUAUGAGGACCACCAGCUCCAUGGAGCCUUGCGACAUCAUGCGGGAGAUUCGCAAGGUGCUCGACGCCAACAACUGCGACUUCGAGCAGCAGGAGAGUUUCCUGCUCCUGUGCGUCCACGGGGACGGGCGCGCCGAGAACCUGGUGCAGUGGGAGAUGGAGGUCUGCAAGCUGCCGCGCCUCUCCCUCAACGGCGUCCGGUUCAAGCGGAUUUCCGGAUCAUCCAUCGCUUUCAAAAACAUUGCUUCCAAAGUUGCCAACGAGUUAAAGCUAUGAACAAAAGGGUUUAAAAGUAUACAUAUAUAUAUCUAGAAGUAUUUAAGCUGUACAAUCAUCCAAGUAGCAGUUUCCAAAUGUCUCCUUUUUUAAAAACAAAAUACAGAGUAUGUAUUGAAUAUGAUAAUGUAUAGUUUAAGGCUUUUGGCAAUAAUCACUGAAUUACCUACUAAUAUCUGCGUCUGUUGUGGCCACACGGGGUCGACAUUAACGAGUUGAAUAUGAUUUGUCAUGCUGUGAACGUGGACAAAAAAAGCAUUUCUAGUCUUAUUUAUUUAAUCUUUUUUUUUUUUUUUUCUCUCUCUCUCUCUCUCUCUCUCUCCCGGAAAAAGAUAAAAAAAUUUACGUAGCAUUUUGUUUUCAGUGUAAAUAAUGUAUCUUUACUUUCUCGAGACGGCUUCACUGCAACACUCAUUCUGUUCCCGUUCGUUUUCUUUCUUUUGUAUCUCGUGGGAGGAAGAGAUGGG